Molecule: messenger RNA, 874 nt
Organism: Empidonax traillii (willow flycatcher)
Lineage: Eukaryota; Metazoa; Chordata; Aves; Passeriformes; Tyrannidae
Product: NADH dehydrogenase [ubiquinone] 1 alpha subcomplex subunit 9, mitochondrial-like
Exons: 7
Cellular component (GO): mitochondrion
Molecular function (GO): protein-containing complex binding
Source: RefSeq, a predicted model, not a curated record
GCAUGUUGGUUGCUCUCAAAGUAAAAGCUGGGUUUUGCCUUGUUUUAGAAACUUCAAAUUUGAAGAUGAAUUUGUAAAUAUUCCUCAGAGUAUCGCACAGAUAAGUAGGGAAGCUGGUGUGGAAACGUUCAUUCACAUCUCUCACCUGAAUGCCAACAUGAAGAGUCCUUCCAAGUACCUCAGGAGCAAAGCUGUUGGAGAGAAGGUUGUGAGGGAGGAAUUUCCAAAUGCCAUCAUUUUGAAGCCCUCGGAGAUGUUUGGGAGAGAAGACCGAUUUCUCAACCAUUAUGCAAACAUGCGCUGGUUUGGUGGUGUGCCUCUCAUUGCCCUGGGCAAAAAAACGGUGAAACAACCAGUCUAUGUGGUUGAUGUCGCAAAGGCAAUUAUUAAUGCAAUUAAGAAUCCUGAUGCAAAAGGAAAAACGUAUGCCUUGGCCGGGCCUCACCGGUACCUGCUGUACGACAUGGUCGAGUACAUCUACACCAUCUCCUACCGGGCCUUCAUUCCCUACCCACUCCCACGGCCUCUCUACCACUUUGUUGCAAGGUUCUUUGAAAUGAAUCCAUUUGAACCAUGGACAACACGGGACAAAGUGGACAGGUUUCACACAACAGACAUGAAGCACCCCGAACUUCCUGGCUUUGAAGACCUGGGUAUUCAGCCAACACCUCUGGAGCAAAAAGCCAUCGAAGUCCUGCGCCGUCACCGCGGGUUCCGCUGGUUGGAUGCCGAGCUGGAGGAGGCAAAGCCAAAGACAUAUCCCAUGUGACACCUGGCAGGGAGGAUGCUUCACACUUCCUAAACUGCCUUUGUAUGGCCCAAUUUAUUUGGAGAACUGUGUACAUACUGAGUAAAACACAUUAAUCAUGUAGAC